UGUUCAGAUGUCUUCUCUCUCACAUGUAAUAAACAUGUAAAAUAUCCACAGCCAUCAUUUUAUUUAUACAUUUAGAUAUGUUCCUGUGCUGUGGUAUAUAUGUUUUGUCGGCAGUUAAGGGGGCUUCACUUCCGGUGUCGUCACGGCUGCUGCACAGAAGAGCCGCUCUGCUGCUCAGAAGAGAUGAAUACUGCGCUGUGUUAGCCGGCUCAGCUAACAGGCUAACACCCCCGUCUGCUCGUUGUCACCUGCCUGAACGACACCGCUGGUUUCACCCUCGUGUGUGGGUCACGAUGAGCAGCCUGCGUGUGCUCACAUCCAGCGGACUGAGCUGUGCCCAGAGGCUCCUCUCCUGCUAGCUAGCGUUAGCUCCACGGAGCUGUGUGGCCCGCUCUGCCUGCACCAUCACCGGGACUGGUACACUUCACUAAGCUCAGACACAUCACCAUGAAUCUGUUACGUCUUGUUUGCCGCCACAAAACAGCCCUGGUCAUUGGCACUGUUUGCAGCUUUGCCAUAGUUCUCGUCUUCUUGGCCAAAUGUACCUCAGAAACCUUGAAACAGGGCCACUCGGAUCCUCCAGGCUUGGCCCCUCGUGCCAACCCUUUGCAACCUCGUCCAGAGCAGCACAACCCCCUCUCUACAGUCAAAGACUUGUCAGCAUUCCUUGUGGUCCUUAUCACGACCGGACCCAAGUACACAGAGCGGAGGAGCAUCAUCCGAAGCACCUGGCUUGCCAAGCGAGACUCUGAUGUUCUUGCCAUGUUUGUGGUGGGAACUCAGGGCCUUUCCAAUGAGGACAUGCAGAACAUCAACACAGAGCAAGGGCGUCACAAAGACCUGCUCUUACUGCCUGACUUACGCGAUUCUUAUGAGAACUUGACACUCAAGCUGCUCCACAUGUACUCCUGGCUGGACCAGAAUGUGGAGUUCAAGUUUGUCUUCAAAGCAGAUGAUGACACAUUUGCUCGCUUGGACCUCCUCAAAGAGGAGCUGAAGGGUAAAGAGCCAAACCGGCUCUACUGGGGCUUCUUCUCAGGGAGAGGCAGGGUAAAAACAGCCGGCAAGUGGCGGGAAAGCUCCUGGGAGCUCUGUGACUACUACCUGCCCUAUGCGCUAGGCGGGGGCUACAUCCUCUCAGCCGACCUGGUGCGUUACAUACAUCUCAAUGUAGGUUAUCUGAAGACGUGGCAGAGCGAGGAUGUGUCUCUGGGGGCCUGGCUGGGACCAGUGGAUGUCCGGAGGACGCAUGACCCACGCUUUGACACAGAGUACAAAUCACGUGGUUGCAACAACAAAUAUCUGGUCACACAUAAGCAGAGCCUGGAGGACAUGCUGGAAAAACACCAGACUCUGCAGCGUGACGGCCGGCUCUGCAAGGAGGAAAUCAAGCUGCGACUGUCCUAUGUGUAUGACUGGGGCGUGCCACCUUCACAGUGCUGCCAGAGGAAGGAUGGCAUUCCUUAAAUGUUGUCCUUUUUAUCUUGUUAGUUGGCUUUUGAUUUGUGGUUAUCUUACUCUGUGAGAUUAAGGGAUAAGGUUUUUCAGCUAUUCCACGACUAUUAAAAGAUUUAAAGUUGUGUAAUAGGUUCUAGACAUUAUAUUGUAAAAGUAUUAAUUCUGUUAGAAACCUCCUGUCUAGUUAAAAUCUACUUGAUUAACAUUUUUACAGUAACAAGAGUCAAUUUCACAGAUUUCUCUUCCAUCCAGGCCAGAGGAUCUAGAUGGAUAUUGGUUUCAACAGUCUCCAUGUUAAUUCAGAACAGCUCUGAGAAAUUAUAAUGGAGUGGUUUUAGAGAUAGUGUUCUUAGAUGAGAGAAAAAGUCAUUAAAUUGCUCUAUUUUCUGCCUCCAUAAACAGUAUAUAGGAUUCCUACAAGUGUUCAAGAGGUGAACGAAUAAUCAAAUCAAUCUCCACUAGAAUGGGGUUUUAAACUGUGCUGCUUUUAUUUGAAGUCAAGCAGAAAUGGCUGAGAAAUAUUAUCCCUUGACUCUUGAUCAGAAGCCAUCCUCCCCCUUAUCUCUUUGUUGACCUGUAAACUCCUUUGGCCUUGUUAUUUGGACCCAUGAUAAUGUCGGUGAUCUCCUUCUCUCACCUGUCUGUGCUUUUUCUGCUGUACCUCUCGCUAAAUAUCUUCAAAAUCAAUGUGAGGAGUUUUAACUGUCGUAGAUAGAAGUGGGAAACGCAGAUUGUAGUCUUUAACCCUGCCAUGAUGUACUUUUUGUGAACACAAUGUUUUUGUAUUUAAUUUAUUAUUAAUUUAUUCCUCAGCAAACAAAAGACACUGGUACUGAGUCGCGACAGGAGCACAGUGGAUGGAGUUGCUGCAUGUGAGUAGAAUAUGUAUUUAUAAACAUGGCAGGGGGAAAUCACAUGUAAUUCACAUAACUAAUGGAGAAGAAAUGUUUACGGUACACAAGGUUUGAGGUGUUUGGAGUUACACAGAAUGUGUUUGAGAAAAUGGUUGAAUGUGUUUUAUUCAGCAGGCCUUCUAACUCAUUAUACUGGAGCCUACGUGAGGAGGCCGGGAUAAUAUUUACAUCCAUGUAGUGUCUCUGAUUCACGUCACUACAUUUUCUUUGUAGAGAUUUCAAGUUGUUUGUGACUGUUCGUUUGCAGUACAGCAGAGAUACGCCCACAGUAACACUUUCUCGUAAAAUGGCAUACCACUGGUAGUCAUGACUGAUGAGACCCAAUCUGGAAUCACAUGUGUGACUGCACCGUCACUUCCAAAAGUCUCCAUUUCUGUCUGUCUAGACGAAACCCCAGAGUUUUCAAACUAAAACAGAGCUGGCAGUGUUUCCAAAGUUCUCCAUUUUAGGGCUUUUGUGUUUGUUUAUGUUUUAGUAUCAAAACGCAUCAUCACCUUUGCUACGUUCACUGGCGUCCACACUACUCUGGAGUUUUCAUGUUUCUGAAAUGGAGACUUUUGGAAAUUAUGCAGCAACAUUAGCUGCCCGGUGGUUCUCAUCAGUGACAACUCAACUACCAGCAGUGAAUGCACAGCGUUGCUAACACCAGUAUUUCCACUUCGUCAUUGGAUAAAGAAAAGAAAUUCCUGGUCUUUUUACUGAUGCUGCUGAUCUGUUUUCAUAGUAUUUCCUGCUACUAAGCAACUGACUGCAGAGAAGACAGUCUGCUUCCUGUUUACACCUGUACAUACGUGACAAGUGUAUGUGAAUAGAUACGUGUUUUCAGAUGUGUUAUUGUGACAGAGAUUAAUUAUGAUCCAGAGCUAAAACACUCGCCUGGACAGAGAUUGUUUUCAUUUUUUGAAACGCUGUUUUAAAAUGAAAAUGUGUUAGUGUGGUCGUAGCUGGAGAAACGUAGCAGCUGGCACUUUGUCACUUUUUAGCCAAGAAAAGGUUCCAGACUUACUUUAUCUGAUGUUAAGCUUUAUAACCUUAACUCACUCCAUGAUGUCAAUAACCGAGUCUCAGAACAUGUGAAAUGUGUACAGCAGCUUUGGGUAAAAAACACGACACAUUGAAGGACAAACGGUUCAGGAAAUAAAGAGCCACAAGUUUCAUUCCAAUGUUGAGGAAACCGCUGUUUCCUCAACGUUGUCCCAAGCAGAUUCUGAUUAAUUCAACUUCAGUUUCAGUGUUUGUUUUUAAGUACAUGCUCAGCCCCCCUGGAUGUUUUAUUAAACAUUUUAUAUGUA
Messenger RNA from Paralichthys olivaceus (Japanese flounder), 3664 nucleotides. The record is from RefSeq and is a predicted model, not a curated record. Lineage: Eukaryota; Metazoa; Chordata; Actinopteri; Pleuronectiformes; Paralichthyidae.